CCCGGCAGCGCCGGCCCCAUGCCCGCCGGCCGCCCGGGCCCCGCCGCCCAAUCCGCGCGGCGGCCGCCGCCGCCGCUGCCCCUACUGCUACUCUGCGUCCUCGGGGCGCCGAGAGCCGAAUCAGGAGCCCACACAGCUGUCAUCAGCCCCCAGGACCCCACGCUCCUCAUCGGCUCCUCCCUGCAGGCCACGUGCUCAGUGCAUGGGGACCCGCCAGGCACCACGGCUGAGGGCCUCUACUGGACCCUCAAUGGGCGCCGCCUAGCCCCUGAGCUUUCCCGCGUGCUCAAUGCGUCCACCCUGGCCCUUGCCCUGGCUAACCUCAACGGAUCCAGGCAGCAGUCAGGCGACAACCUGGUGUGCCACGCUCGUGACGGCAGCAUCCUCGCUGGCUCCUGCCUCUAUGUUGGCUUGCCCCCAGAGAAACCUUUCAACAUCAGUUGCUGGUCCAAGAACAUGAAGGACCUGACAUGCCGCUGGACGCCGGGGGCCCAUGGGGAAACCUUCCUCCACACCAACUACUCCCUCAAGUACAAGCUGAGGUGGUACGGGCAGGACAACACAUGCGAGGAGUACCACACUGUAGGACCUCAUUCCUGCCACAUCCCCAAGGACCUGGCUCUCUUUACACCCUAUGAGAUCUGGGUGGAGGCCACCAACCGGCUGGGCUCGGCCCGCUCUGAUGUGCUCACGCUGGACAUCCUGGAUGUGGUGACCACCGACCCCCCACCUGAUGUGCAUGUGAGCCGCGUCGGGGGCCUGGAGGACCAGCUAAGUGUGCGCUGGGUUUCCCCACCGGCCCUCAAGGACUUCCUCUUCCAAGCCAAGUACCAAAUCCGCUACCGAGUGGAGGACAGCGUGGAUUGGAAGGUGGUGGACGAUGUAAGCAACCAGACCUCCUGCCGUCUGGCCGGCCUGAAGCCCGGCACAGUCUACUUCGUGCAAGUGCGUUGCAAUCCCUUUGGCAUCUACGGCUCCAAGAAGGCAGGGAUCUGGAGCGAGUGGAGCCACCCCACGGCUGCCUCCACCCCUCGCAGUGAGCGCCCGGGCCCGGGCGGCGGGGCGUGCGAGCCGCGGGGCGGCGAGCCGAGCUCGGGGCCGGUGCGGCGCGAGCUCAAGCAGUUCCUGGGCUGGCUCAAGAAGCACGCGUACUGCUCGAACCUGAGCUUCCGCCUCUACGACCAGUGGCGAGCCUGGAUGCAGAAGACCCACAAAACCCGCAACCAGCACAGGACGAGGGGAUCCUGCCCUCGGGCAGACGGGGCACGACGAGAGGUCCUGCCAGAUAAGCUCUAGGGACUGGGGCCACCCUCCCUGCUGCGUGGAGACCUGGGGGCCGCACCCAGACUGGGGGCUAACUCUGUACCCUCACCUCAGGGCACCCAAGCACCCUUGGCUUGGAGGAGCUGGGGUGGGUAUUCUGAGGGAAACAACAUCUCUGGCCUCCAUGUGAGGCCAUCCUUGGGUGCAACUCCAGUGGGGGUGUGUGUGAGAGUUGGCUAAGCUGCCCAGAACCCCUGCCAGGGCUGCGGGUGAAGAAGGGUCAUUACUCCCCCCCCCCCAUCCAGGACCCCUACAGAGUCUUUUUAAAUAAACAAGCUAUUUAGGUGC
Nyctereutes procyonoides (raccoon dog) is the source of this 1611-nucleotide messenger RNA. It is a transcript of the gene CRLF1, whose product is annotated as cytokine receptor like factor 1. Gene Ontology annotation, molecular function: protein binding; cytokine receptor activity. Gene Ontology annotation, biological process: cytokine-mediated signaling pathway. Bases 19 to 1296 code for a protein of 425 amino acids. NCBI's taxonomy places the organism in Eukaryota, Metazoa, Chordata, Mammalia, Carnivora, Canidae. The transcript is spliced from 9 exons. Gene Ontology annotation, cellular component: external side of plasma membrane. The record is from RefSeq and is a predicted model, not a curated record.